CUCUCUAUCUCUCUCUUCUUCUCUUCUUUCUUUCUCUGUCUCUGCAAGUCUCUUAUCUCCAUACAGCUUUCGUGGCCUCUCUCUCUCUUUCUCUCUCCCUCUCUCCCUCUCCUCUGAGUCCGAAACUCAAUCUUGAACUUUCUGCUUUCUGCGUUCUCUUUCCUAUGGCUCCCACGCCAUCUAAAGCAAACCAAACCCACCCGACCCAGAUCAAGACCCCGCAAUCGAAGCUUCGCAUUCAUUUCAAUGCCAACAAAACAAACCCAUCUCCGAAUCCGAACGCGGCGGCCAAAGAAGCCCCACAAGAUCACCCGGUCGAAGUUAUAACCCGGAUCCGCGACUACCCGGAUCGAAAAGAAAAACCCGUAUCGGUUUUGCAAAUCAAUUCCAACAACCAUUCUAUACGGGUUCGAGCCGAUUUCGGCUACCGGGACUUUAGCCUCGAUGGGGUUUCUUUGUCUGAAGAAGAGGACCUUGAUGUCUUUUACAAAAAAUUCGUGGAGUCGAGGAUUAACAGUGUGAAGUUAGGGGACAAGUGCACGAUAAUGAUGUACGGCCCGACUGGUUCGGGCAAGAGUCACACGAUGUUCGGAUGCUCGAAGCUGCCAGGUAUUGUGUACCGGUCUUUGAGGGAUAUUCUUGGAGAUGGGGAGGAAGGACAUGGAACGUUUGUGCAAGUAACUGUCUUGGAGAUAUAUAACGAAGAAAUUUUUGAUCUUUUGUCCAGCAACGGUGGAGGAGGAUUAGGCCUUGGAUGGCCUAAAGGCAGUGCAUCCAAGGUGAAACUUGAAGUAAUGGGGAAAAAGGCAAAGAAUGCAUCGUAUAUUUCAGGAACUGAAGCUGGAAAGAUUUCUAAGGAGAUACAAAAAGUGGAGAAACGAAGGAUUGUUAAAAGCACUCUCUGUAAUGACAGAAGUUCUCGUAGCCACUGCUUGAUAAUCCUUGAUGUCCCAACAGUGGGAGGACGCCUGAUGCUUGUGGACAUGGCAGGGUCCGAAAAUAUUGAGCAAGCUGGUCAAAUUGGAUUUGAGGCCAAAAUGCAGACAGCGAAGAUCAACCAAGGAAACAUAGCAUUGAAAAGAGUGGUAGAAUCCAUUGCAAAUGGUGAUUCCCAUGUGCCAUUUAGAGAUAGCAAAUUGACCAUGCUUCUGCAGGAUUCGUUUGAGGAUGACAAAUCAAAAAUUUUAAUGAUACUCUGUGCAAGCCCGGAUCCAAAGGAGAUACACAAGACGAUCUCUACCCUUGAAUAUGGAGCAAAAGCAAAAUGUAUUGUCCGUGGUCCUCAUACGCCAAAUAAGGAUAAAAUUGGCACUGAAGACUCUUCAUCUGCAGUAAUUUUAGGAUCAAGGAUUGCUGCCAUGGAUGAAUUUAUCUUUAAGCUACAAAGGGAGAACAAGCUCAAAGAGAAAGAGAGAAAUGAAGCACACAAGCAGCUCUUGAAGAAAGAAGAAGAAGUUGCUGCACUUAGAGCUAGACUUGAGCUUACUGAAAGGAGGGGAUCAGGGGCAAGUGAGGAGGAGAUCAACUUAAAGGUGAAUGAGCGGGCUCAGAUUCUGAAACGUGAGCUGGAAAAGAGAUUGGAGGAGUGCCAGAAAAUGACUAAUGAAUUUGUCGAAUUAGAGAGGAGAAGAAUGGAAGAAAGGAUAUUGCAGCAACAACAGGAAGUUGAAAUGCUGAGACAGCGGUUGGAGGAGAUUGAGUUGGAGUUAUGCCGUUCUACAGAUGCAAGUGCUGAUGAAAGUGCAUUGAAGGACAUGGAUGGAAGUGGGUUUGCCAGAAGGCUAAUGAGGAUAUAUACCAAUGAGGACCCUGGAAUGGUAAAAUCAAUGGACUUGGACAUGGAUGAUCAAGAACCGAUUGUUCGUGAGGUGAAGCAUGUAGGCGGGAUGGUUUGCAAACCUGCUGGAAUCCAAGGAAAUUUGGAUCAGUCUCAUCUAGUGGAUCAUGAUGUUUUUGGGGCAAAAUUUGGUGACAGGGUAUGUCUGAGCACUGUAUUUGAGGAAGAAGAAGUAGAUGAAGGGGAUGAUGAACAUGAAGAGAGAGUGUUAGAUGAAGAAGUGGAGAAAGAAAUCAUAGAGGAGAAGAGGGUCUGUGUGGUUGAUAAGUGUAGCCCUGUAAUCAGAGUUGAGCAGACACCAAGUCCGCCUAGCAGAAGUCCAAGGAAAAGAGACCAUCCGAAGGAAAGAUUAGAGGGUAUGGACUCGGAAUUAUUAAGUGAAGCAGAAAAUUCGAAGGAUACAGCCUCUUCUAGACGAUUGAGAAUCCAAAAUAUAUUCACACUUUGUGGGAAUCACAGAGAGUUAUCUCAACACAUCAGGACAACACCUGCAAAAAGGAGGUCUGGCCCCAUUGAUCCUCAAUCAUCUCCAACUGGGGAGGAUUCUAUUGUGAGAAAUUUCAACAAGGAGAAUUUGGAGGUCCAGAAAUACAUGCCCAUUCCAGAAUUUGAAGCCAAAAGUCCAGCAGCUACCGUGGAGCCACUUGCAUUGAACAAGAACCAAAUAUACAAUGAUGUGGCUUUGGCUUUGAAGGAGAACUACAAUCCAUAUGAUCAUGGCAAUGAUGCAAAGAUUGAAGUGUAUGUGAAAUGGGAGGCUUCAAAGGAAAUUCCUGGGAAGUUCAUUACCACGCUUAAGGUGGUAAAGGAUGCAAGCCUUGCCGACCUGAGGAAGCUGAUUGAAAUCAGUCUUGGUGCAGACAAUCAAGCAUUCACUUUUCUCGUGCUUGGGGACCCUACUGGAGCUCCAGUUCCAAGAGAGAAGGAAGGAAUGGUACCGGCCAUCAAACUUCCACUUUGCAACAACCAGGCGAAUGGCCGCUUAGCUUGCUUGCGACCAGCAAAGGGAAUACAAUGUCCUACUCAUCUUCCACCAAGCCCGCUUCCACUGAGGCCACUGGAAAAUAAAUUGCCACUCACCCCAAAUUCCUGCUACUCGCAUCAACCAGAUGAGGGUUCCGGUUUAUCACCAAACUUUAUUUCUACUCCCUUUAUUACUGUUCGAAGGCAUCAACUGGAACAACUUUAGACAUGUCUGAACUUUUGAAUGAUCUGGUGCUGCAUACUUUUAUAUAGUAUAUUAAUAUGCUCAUCUUCCUUAU
Corylus avellana is the source of this 3099-nucleotide messenger RNA. Its product is annotated as P-loop containing nucleoside triphosphate hydrolases superfamily protein. The record is from RefSeq and is a predicted model, not a curated record. Gene Ontology annotation, cellular component: microtubule; kinesin complex. Gene Ontology annotation, biological process: microtubule-based movement. Lineage: Eukaryota; Viridiplantae; Streptophyta; Magnoliopsida; Fagales; Betulaceae. Gene Ontology annotation, molecular function: microtubule motor activity; ATP hydrolysis activity; ATP binding.